This is a messenger RNA of Limanda limanda (common dab), 3428 nucleotides long. RefSeq names its product leucine rich repeat containing 8 VRAC subunit C (gene lrrc8c). Lineage: Eukaryota; Metazoa; Chordata; Actinopteri; Pleuronectiformes; Pleuronectidae. Gene Ontology annotation, molecular function: protein binding. Bases 101 to 2488 code for a protein of 795 amino acids. The transcript has 3 exons. The record is from RefSeq and is a predicted model, not a curated record.
AGAGGGAGGGGGGCGGCGCACAUCAUGAUCCCAAAGAUCACCGCAUGAGAGACGACCACUCUGAUCCUCAAGUCCGGACCUCAUCGAAGAGAAAGGCAUCAUGAUUCCGGUGAUGGAAUUCCGGCAGUUCUCUGAACAGCAGUCAGCGUUCAGAGUCCUGAAGCCUUGGUGGGAUGUGUUCACUGACUACCUGUCAGUAAUCAUGCUGAUGAUUGGUGUGUUUGGAUGCACCCUUCAGGUAAUGCAAGACAAAAUCAUAUGCCUUCCUCAGAGAAUACCAUCGCCGUCGGAUAACACAAGUGGAGUGGAACCGAAGUCACUGGUACACCUUCAAUCCAACAUUUCAGCUGUACCAAGAGAAAUGAAAGGCCUGAAAACUGAUCUGGAUCUUCAGCAGUACAGUUUCAUCAAUCAGAUGUGUUAUGAGAAGGCUCUUCACUGGUAUGCCAAGUAUUUUCCCUAUUUGGUUCUCAUACACACUGUUGUGUUCAUGGUGUGUAGUAACUUCUGGUUCAAAUUCCCUGGCUCGAGCUCAAAGAUAGAGCAUUUCAUCUCCAUGCUUGGCAAGUGCUUUGAUUCUCCGUGGACCACGCGAGCUUUGUCUGAGGUGUCCGGGGAAAAUACUGAAGAGAAGGACAGUAAAAAGACUGGUACUUUGAGGUCCACCAUCACUGUGUGUCCUGGAGAAGGGGAUUUGGAAAAGACACAGUCCCUCCGGUCUAUCCCGGAAAAGAUUGUUGUCGAAAAACCGUCUGCAAGUGUUCUUGAUAAAAAAGAGGGGGAACAAGCGAAGGCUCUUUUUGAAAAGGUGAAGAAAUUCCGUCUGCACGUUGAAGAGGGAGACAUUCUUUACCUUAUGUAUGUUCGACAGACAGUGGUCAAGGUGUUCAAAUUCCUCUUAAUCAUUGCCUAUAAUAGUUCUCUGGUGAAUAAAGUGCGGAACAGAGUACGUUGUGAAGUUGAGAUCCAGGACAUGACAGGCUAUAAAGAGUUUGAAUGUAAUCACACUAUGGCUCAUCUGUUUUCAAAGCUUUCCUACUGUUACCUGUGUUUAGUGGCUGUCUAUGGAUUAACAAGCCUGUACACCUCCUACUGGCUGUUUUACCGCUCGCUGAAAGAAUACUCCUUUGAGUAUGUGCGCCAGGAAACAGGCAUCAAUGACAUCCCGGAUGUGAAGAACGACUUUGCUUUCAUGCUCCAUAUGAUUGAUCAGUAUGACCCACUGUACUCUAAAAGAUUUGCAGUUUUUUUAUCUGAGGUCAGUGAGAACAAAUUGAAACAGCUCAACCUUAACCAUGAAUGGACUGCAGAGAAACUGCGUCAGAGACUCCAGACUAAUACCAACAACAGACUGGAACUUCAGCUGUUCAUGCUCCCUGGGUUACCCGACACUGUCUUUGAGUUGACAGAGCUGCAGUCACUCAAGCUUGAGAUCAUCAACAAUGUCGCCAUACCUGCCUCUAUCUCUCAGCUGGAGGACUUACAGGAGCUGUCUCUUUACCAAUGCUGUUUAAAGUUGCACACAACAGCUACCUCCUUCCUCAAAGAAAACCUAAAAGUGCUCCGUGUGAAGUUUGAUGAUAACAGGGAACUUCCACACUGGAUGUAUUGCCUGCGCAACUUAGAGGAGCUCUCUCUCACUGGAUCCCUCAGCCCCGAUGCCUCGAAGAAUAUAGUUCUCGAGUCGCUGCGGGAGAUGAAGUGCUUGAAAACUCUUUCCCUUAAAAGUAAUUUGACCAAGAUUCCUCAGUCAAUAGUGGAUGUUUCCAGCCAUCUGCAGCGCCUGUACUUACACAAUGAUGGCACAAAGCUUGUAAUGCUCAACAACCUGAAAAAGAUGACCAAUCUGAUUGAGCUGGAGCUAGUGCGUUGCGAUCUGGAACGCAUCCCACACGCAGUCUUCAGCCUCACCAGUCUGCAAGAGCUCGAUCUGAAAGAGAAUAACAUUCGCUCGAUAGAGGAGAUCAUCAGUUUCCAGCAUCUGAGGAAACUCACUUGCCUUAAACUUUGGUACAAUGGCAUCAUGUAUAUCCCUGAGCAUAUCAAAAAGCUUGGCAGCCUAGAGCGCCUCUACUUCAGCUACAACAAGAUCGAGAUAUUGCCAUCGCACUUGUUCUUGUGCAACAAGCUGCGGUACCUGGACCUGUCCAACAAUGACAUCCGAUUCAUCCCUCCAGAAAUCGGAGUCCUUCAGAGUCUACAGUAUUUCUCAGUCACGUAUAACAAACUCGAGAAUCUACCAGAUGAGCUCUUCUUUUGCAAAAAGCUCAAAACCCUAAAGUUAGGAAGGAACAUGCUGUCUAUACUUUCGCCAAAGAUUUCCUACCUAGCACUACUGACAUAUCUGGAUCUCAAAGGCAACCACUUUGAGCACCUGCCACAAGAGCUUGGCUACUGCCGCGCUUUGAAGCGCAGCGGCCUUAUAGUGGAGGAGACAGUGUUUGAAACUCUGCCUUCAGAUAUCAGGGACCAGAUGAAGGCUGAGUGAGAAGCCUGAUUGUAGCCACAGUGCCUGCUGUUGGGUCGAUCUACCAACUCAGAUCCCUUAUUUUCUCUUAACUCAUAACCAUACCUAAGUAUUACGCUACUAUUAAGUUAAGUUGUUUUCCAGUUUCUUGAUGGAGGGAAAAUAUCGGAUUGUAUGUUGUCACAUUCUGUAUCGCUCCAUAGGGGGGCAUGUUCUGGUAUUAAGUUUGAACACAUUACUCAGCCACACAGCCUUCUUAUAAAAAUAUUUUUACAUUUUGGGAAAUACAGUCUUUCUCUCUUAUAAGAUUGGUAUCAAUGUCAUAUUUGUACGUUAAACAUUAUGCUACAACCAGCAGCUGAUUCGCUUUGCACAAAGACCAGAAAGCAGAAGGAAAUCUAGCCUGGCUCAUUUCAAGGGUAAAAAAAACACAACUGUUCUAACACAACUGUCUACUAGCUGUAGCUUCAUAUUUAGCAUACAAGCUUGAAACUGUAUCAAUCUUUUCAUCAAACUCUUGGCAAGAAAGCAAAGAAUAUUUCCCAAAAUGUCCUUAAAAAACACAUUUCUUGUCAUUGCCUCAUUAAACCAGUGCAUUAUUGAAUGUAAAUCCAAACAGAAGACCUCACUUAAGGUUCGGUGAACAGCCUUAUGCUGCAUUCUGUAUAUUUUUUAUUGCCUUAAUGCUAACCUUUAUUUUCUUCAUGAGACUGUUAGCUAAUAUGGAUAAAAGGGGAGCAAAUGCAAAAAACAAAGGAUACUACUUUAAUAAGAACAUAUAAUAACUUGUCUUAUCGAUUAUGUGUUAUAGAGAGAUGCCAUUUUAAAGUGUAUUAAACUAAAAGGCCUACUAGUAUCUUUCUUCAGUUCAUGAAAUGUGCACAAGGAAAAUGUUGCCUAUUAAAUGUGUAUUUUUAUAUUGAGUAUUGUAUGAUGUUUAUAAAUAAAAUUUGAUAUACUU